This is a messenger RNA of Cooperia oncophora, 522 nucleotides long. The record is from the annotation of a GenBank genome assembly. NCBI's taxonomy places the organism in Eukaryota, Metazoa, Nematoda, Chromadorea, Rhabditida, Trichostrongylidae.
AUGGUUUUGCGAGCAGGGCCUGGCAUUAGUCGGCGGCGUCCCGGUGGGAUUCGUUCGUAUCAGGAAACUGAUGGUGUUCAUAAGUGCGAGAGUUAUGUUAACGACAGUACAAAGCAAGGGUUGGCAAAAACUGCCCUCAUCGAUGACAAAUCGGACGAGUUUCGUAGUCGAUUCCAUAGCCGAAACGUACUAUGUUGUAUUGAGCUGUCCAGGAAAAUAACGAAAUAUUACGAAGAGGUGAGGAACAGCGAUGCUGCCGAGCUUACAGAGGUUGUCGCCGAUGCAAUAGCAAAACUUUUGGAAGACAGUGCCGUCCAGACAGUGCUACAGCAAAGCUCGGAUUUUGGUCUCGAAGAAAGUUCCUUGUAUCGGAAUGAAAAGAUUUGGGAAAAUCGGGAAAAGGAAACAGUGGUCGGAGGUUGGGAAAUUUCAAGAAGGCUGCUCAACAGAGAGCCUUUCUGGAUUCACUUGGUAUGUUCUCCAUGGCUCAUCACUGAUGUUGACAAUGAGGCUCACAAUUGA